Messenger RNA from Phalaenopsis equestris, 1708 nucleotides. Its product is annotated as cytochrome P450 71A1-like. The transcript is spliced from 2 exons. The record is from RefSeq and is a predicted model, not a curated record. NCBI's taxonomy places the organism in Eukaryota, Viridiplantae, Streptophyta, Magnoliopsida, Asparagales, Orchidaceae. Gene Ontology annotation, molecular function: heme binding; monooxygenase activity; iron ion binding. Bases 15 to 1529 code for a protein of 504 amino acids.
UUCAUCUCUUGCCCAUGUCCUUCUAUCUUCUUCUUUCCUUACUACUCUUCUUAUUCCUCAAAUCAAUUGCUUUAAAAAGAGAACAACGAAGCCAUAAUCUUCCACCAGGCCCCGCGCCGCUCCCCUUUAUCGGCAAUCUCCUGAAACUCGGCCGUCUUCCCCAUGUCUCCCUCCGAAACCUCGCCGCAGAGCACGGCCCUCUCAUUCACCUCACCCUCGGCCAAAUCCCCACCAUCAUCGCCUCCUCAAAGGAAACAGCUUUCGAAAUCCUCAGAACGCAAGACCGCAUCUUUUGCAGCCGCCCCGAACUCAUUGCAAGCUCCCACCUUUCCUAUGGCGGCCUCGACAUCGCCUUCUCCCCUUACAACGAUCACUGGAAGCAAAUCAAACGAUUCAGCAAUGCGGAGUUCUUUGGGGCAAGUAAGGUGGAAUCAUUCCGCGCUAUUCGGGAUGAAGAAGUUGGUGUUUUGGUGAACACGAUAAGAAAGGAUUGGCGUGAUGGAAAGGCGACGGAUUUGAGCAAGAUGGCUGUUUGCUUCUUUAAUAAUGUUAUAUACAGAGAGGUGUUUGGGAAGAGAACGUCGGCGGAUGGGGAGUGCGGGGAGAGCCGACACCAGGAUCUUAUUAGGGCGGUGAUAGAUGUGCUCCCUGGGUUUAGUAUUGGGGAUUUAUUUCCUCGAUUUUGGUGGCUGGAUUGGCUUACCGGGUGGCGGCUGAAGCUUGUGAGAAGUUUCAGGGAGAUGGAUAAGCUUUUUGAUGAGGAGAUAAGAGAAAGACAACUGAAAAAAUCAGGUCUGGGAAGGAAAGAAGAAAACUUUCUUGAUUUGCUUCUUAGGUGUCAAGUUGAGAAGCAUCCGCUGCUAGGGUUCCUCAUGUCAAGGGAAGAUGUCAAGGCUUUGAUUGUGGAUUUAUUCUUCACAGCGACAGAGACAGCAGCAGUGACAAUUGAGUGGGGAAUGAGCGAGCUAAUGAAAAACCCAAUAGCCAUGAAGAAAGCUCAGGAAGAAGUCCGGCGAGUUGUCGGCACCGGAAAGCUGAAAGUUGAAGAAGAUGAUCUUCAACACCUCAGCUAUCUGAAGCUGGUUGUAAACGAAAUCUUGAGACUCCACCCUGCAGCUCCUUUGUUAGGUCCACAUGAAUGCAUGCAAGACACUAGAAUCAACGGCUACAAUAUUGCAGCAAAGACAAGAGUCAUCAUCAACGCUUCAGCCAUUGGAAGAGAUCCGAAGAGCUGGAGUGAUCCGGAGAGUUUUCAACCAGAGAGGUUUUUGAAUGGUAAAAUAAACUACAGAGGAAAUCAUUUUGAGUUCAUACCAUUUGGUUCGGGUCGUAGGAUUUGUCCUGGAAUGGCUCAUGGUGUUGUUGGGGUUGAGAUUGUUUUUGCAAAUCUUCUUUAUUGUUUUGAUUGGGAAUUGCCGAAUGGGAUGCAGGAGAAGGAAUUAGAUAUGGAGGAGCGUUAUGGGGUUAGUAUUUCUAGGAAAAAUCCGCUCCUUUUGAUGGCAAAACCAGCCUUCGGUGUCUCCAUAUAAUGAAAAACUAUUACGUGUCGGUUACCGUAUCAUAUAUUUGGAGGAUGGUCGGAAUGUAGUCACGUCAUCAUGUAUCACACGACAGUACUUCUGGAUCGUUGUCCAGACGUGUGAUCGCCUCACGUCAUGAUUAUAAUGUAUUUAAUUUGUCAUAGAGUCAACAAAAAAUAAUGCUUUCA